AUGUCAUUCCUCUGUGUUGUUAUAUCGUUUGGACUAGCCUUGACCGAACGAGUCACAGGCCAACUAACUAUUUCCCGCCCCCCCGCUUCAUCAUGUCUUACACCGGUGACCUUCACUGGUUGUGAUGUGCUAUCUUCAAAGAUUUCCGAAUGUAGCAACCUUCCACCUUCGGCUACCCCAGUCGAGUAUGCGGCAUGCUUUUGCACGCAAGAGGUGUUUAAUGCUAUCAAUGACUGCGAAAGCGAAUCCCGCGUGUGCGCCAGGAGCCCCAAUGAUGAUCACUAUUUUGAUGACUUGCGAACACAGUGGCUCAAGACCUGCGGCCCAAAGAUCACCUUUACUCUGACCACCCCUAUCCUCUCAACCUAUGCAUCUGGCACAUACAGCGAUUCUAGCUGCACAAGUACUGCAAUUUCUGCAUGUCAGAGUGUGCAAUUCCUAACAAGCCAAUGUUCUUCAUCUUACAGCGGUACGACGGCAUCUGGGUAUUACUCAUGUGUCUGUCAGGAGGACGCUGUAUCACAAGCAUCCCUAUCAUUGUGGAUUUGGCGUCUCGACACAGACGUCCACGGUUGCCAGUACAACAACCUCACCAUCACAGCAAACGGGGACGUCCACGUCUUCCUCCUCUCCGACACCGGGGAGGAAUCCGAUCACUGCGGUCCCAACAUCUACAGCUAA
Aspergillus pseudotamarii is the source of this 681-nucleotide messenger RNA. RefSeq lists its product as uncharacterized. The transcript has 4 exons. Lineage: Eukaryota; Fungi; Ascomycota; Eurotiomycetes; Eurotiales; Aspergillaceae. The record is from RefSeq and is a predicted model, not a curated record. Bases 1 to 681 code for a protein of 226 amino acids.